AUGGCUCCAAAGACCGUUCUGAUCACCGGCUGCUCCUCGGGCAUCGGGCUGGCGCUGGCCGUGCGGCUGGCGAGGGACAAGCAGCGCCGCUUCCGAGUCAUCGCCACCAUGAGGAACACGGGCAGGAGCGGGGCGCUGGCGGCGGCGGCGGGGCCGGCGCUGGGCCGGACGCUGGAGAUCAAACAGCUGGACGUGUGUGAUGAGAGCUCCAUCCGCGCCUGCCUCGACAGCAUCCCCGGGCGCCACGUCGACAUCCUGGUCAGCAAUGCCGGGGUGGGCAUGGCGGGACCCCUGGAGUGCCAGAGCCUGGCAGCCAUGCAGAGCCUCAUGGACACCAACUUCUUCGGCCUCGUCCGCCUGGUCAAGGAGGUGUUGCCUGACAUGAAGCGGCGCCGUGGGGGCCACAUCGUCGUCAUCAGCAGCAUCAUGGGCCUGCAGGGCAUUGUCUUCAAUGACAUCUACUCGGCCUCCAAGUUCGCCGUGGAGGGUUUCUGCGAGAGCCUGGUGGUGCAGGCACUGCGCUUCAACGUGGCGAUCAGCCUGGUGGAGCCGGGGCCGGUGAUGACGGAAUUCGAGACGAAGUUGUACGAGGAAGCCGAACGCGCUGACUACUCACGGACAGACCCCGAGACAGCAGAAAUCUUCACCAAACUCUACCUGAGGAACUCCAGGGAUGUCUUCACCAGCCUGGGCCAGACCCCUGAGGACAUUGCAGAGCACACCCUGCGGGUGAUCGAGGCGGCCCGGCCGCCCUUCCGGCACCAGACCAACGUGGCAUACACGCCCAUGGCUGCCCUCAAACACGCCGACCCCAGCGGUGCCCUCAUCACCGACGCCUUCUACCAGCUGGUGUUCAAGUACGAUGCCGUGCUGCGCUUCGGCCUCCGCGCCAUCCGCCUGCUCCGCUGGAAGGCACAGAAGGUCAAGGCAGGCGCGCGGCUCUUGGGCUUCAAAUAA
Molecule: messenger RNA, 957 nt
Organism: Serinus canaria (Common canary)
Lineage: Eukaryota; Metazoa; Chordata; Aves; Passeriformes; Fringillidae
Product: retinol dehydrogenase 8-like
Exons: 6
Coding region: 1-957 (318 amino acids)
Biological process (GO): estrogen biosynthetic process
Cellular component (GO): cytoplasm
Molecular function (GO): estradiol 17-beta-dehydrogenase [NAD(P)+] activity
Source: RefSeq, a predicted model, not a curated record